Chroicocephalus ridibundus (black-headed gull) is the source of this 6322-nucleotide messenger RNA. RefSeq names its product zinc finger protein 622 (gene ZNF622). Gene Ontology annotation, biological process: ribosomal large subunit biogenesis. Lineage: Eukaryota; Metazoa; Chordata; Aves; Charadriiformes; Laridae. The record is from RefSeq and is a predicted model, not a curated record. Gene Ontology annotation, cellular component: preribosome, large subunit precursor. The coding region runs from base 265 to 1674 and encodes 469 amino acids. The transcript is spliced from 9 exons. Gene Ontology annotation, molecular function: zinc ion binding; nucleic acid binding.
GGGCGGAAGCGGACGGGCCCUGCCCUUCCUGCCCGGCGCUACGCGGCGUCUUCUUCCUCCUUCUCCUCCGCGGGUGCCGGCACCUAGGCCGCGGGGGAUCCUUUGCCCCACGGGCGGCAGUCACCCCCAGGGUGAUCUGGUGUGUAGCUGCUGUCUAUCUGUAAUAGACUGGAUCAAACUGCUCUGUCCCAGAGGUUUCUGCAAAGAUUUUUUUCUGGGAGCUGCUGUUCCUCUGCCUGCCUUCAGACCCUCUCCUCCUGAGUGAUGGCAACCUACACUUGUAUCACUUGCCGUGUGGCUUUCAAGGAUGCUGACAUUCAGCGUGCCCAUUACAAAACUGACUGGCAUAGAUACAACCUGAAGCGUAAGGUUGCUGACAUGCCUCCUGUCACUGCUGAGAAUUUCCAAGAGAGAGUCCUAGCGCAGAGAGCAGUAGCAGAGGAGCAGAACAAAAUCACUGCCACUUACUGCACAGUUUGCAGCAAGAGGUUCUCUACCUUCAAUGCCUACGAGAAUCACUUGAAGUCCAAGAAGCACCUGGAGUUGGAGAAGAAAGCUGUUCAAGCUGUCAGCAAGAAGGUGAAAAUAUUAAAUGAAAAGAACCUGGAAAAGGGGCUGGCCCCAGAGAGUGUAAACAAAGAUGAAAUGAACGCAGCUAUUCAGCAGGCCAUCAGAGCUCAGCCAUCUUCAUCUCCAAAGAAGACACCUUUACCUCCUAGUAAUGCAAGCGGCUCUCCAGUUUCAACGGGAAGCACCAGCUUAUCACAGAGUAGAGAACGAUCGGAAAAACCUCCACGGCUACAGUGGUUUGAACAGCAAGCCAAGAAGCUGGCCAAACAACAAGCAGAGGAAGAAGAGGAUAUGGAAGAAGACUGGGAAGAUAUGGAUUCCGAUGAAGACGUUGGCUCUGAAGAAGAGAUGGAAAGCGUGGGAGAAGAAGAGGGGGAGCAGGCAGAAGCUGAAAGCACUCCUGCUGUUGGGGCCAUACCAGUCACGGACUGCUUGUUCUGUCCCCACCAUUCAAGAUCUCUCACGAAAAAUGUGGCCCAUAUGACAAAAGUUCACAGUUUCUUCAUUCCAGACAUAGAGUACCUUGUGGAUCUCAGAGGACUAAUCAAGUACCUGGGAGAGAAAAUUGGUGUUGGGAAAAUCUGCAUCUGGUGCAACGAAAAAGGGAAAUCCUUCUACUCUACAGAAGCCGUACAGGCUCACAUGAAUGAUAAAAGCCACUGCAAACUCUUCACAGAUGGAGAUGCUGCCCUGGAAUUUGCAGACUUCUAUGAUUUUAGGAGCAGUUACCCCGAUCACAAGGAUGGGGAAGAUGUGGAGGUGCCUGGAGAGCGCCCAGCAGAGAGAGAGUUGGAUUAUGAUGAUGACACCAUGGAGCUGAUCCUUCCUUCAGGUGCAAGAGUGGGUCAUCGUUCUUUAAUGAGAUACUACAAGCAACGAUUUGGUCUGUCAAGAGCAGUGGCUGUUGCGAAAAAUAAGAAAGCAGUGGGUCGGGUGUUGCAGCAGUACAGAGCUUUGGGCUGGACAGGUCAGACAGGGGCAGUCUUUGCUCAGCAGCGUGAUAUGCAGUACCUGCAGAGGAUGAAGUCAAAGUGGAUGCUCAAGACAGGAAUGAGUAACAAUGCUACAAAGCAGAUGCAUUUCCGGGCGCAAGUCAGAUUUUGAGUUCCCAAGAGAGCUGCAUGCAACUGGUUUUGGGAAGGGGGAUUUGAUGGUCUCUGGGUCGAAGAUUCUGUUAUUAAAAUGGACUUGGUACCUAUCAAAUGAGGAUGUGUAUGCUGGUGUGCAUUCCUGUCUGAGGAGAGCAGGGAGCUUGUCUCUUCCAGUGAAAUAAUGGUUGACCUAACUUAAAAAAUAAAGUAUCUUAAAUGGAAUGUGGCAAAGUAGUCAUGGCUAUGAAUGAAGAUGCAUGCAUAGUCUUGCUGCCCGUCUCUGUGCGGUCCAUUUCUGUGGGGCAGUUGGCAUUUUCAUUUAUCUGAAUAUCCUCAGUUUCCAAUUCUGCAAAAUGCAUGUGGCCAAGAGGAGGUCCAAGAUCGAAGAGCCUGAGAUGGAAUAUAUUGAAGGUGUUCACUUGUGAUGCCAGGCAUAAGUUAGCUGGGUGUUUUGGACUUCUAGCUGGCACUGUAGAGGUGAAAAUGUGAGAUCAGAGAUUCUGGGAAGGUUAAGUGAUAAUUGUUUGAAGAAUUGCACUGGUGUAAAACAUAACUGCAGGAUUAAUAUUGUCCUUGGAAGUUGACUGUACUUGUCAGCUGUGGGCUGGAUUAAUAAUUUAUAGUGCAGGUUUUUUAUGUUGAAUUUAAUGAAUUUUCAUUACCUAAAAGCUGCUGAAAAUUACCAAAACGUUUAGAUGAAUGUCAGUCAAAAUAUCUGAUGAUCUGUUAAAGAUUUCCUGAUUAGAACUCUGAAAUCGCUAUUGAUGUCGGCUUUUGUUGUUCCCGUUGAGUACUGGUGUUUCGUAUGAUCUUCUUGGAGGAAAGUGACCCAAGACACGUAUUGGUUAGAGUGGAGGCACGCUCUCCCACUUAAGCAGGUGAACCGUUACAGGCAGGUGUAGAGAAAACCUGCUUGUAAAAGAGCUGAGGCAGCAGCGCUAGUGUUGAUCCUGGUAGUGUAGGUGUUAAAAGCUUCCUUGACCGUACCAGUUCUGACCGUCAUGUGACGAGGUGGGCACUUAGACACAAAGGUGUAGCCUAGCUCAUGAAGACCCGAGCUGUAGUGUGCUGGACACUGUGAGUGUAUGCCACAGGAAAAUUGCUAUUUGUUUGCGUGUCUUUUCAUUGUGAAGGCAGCUGCAGCUGGUUACAGUUAAGUUGCGCUUCUGCAUUUUAGGAUUACUCUGCAUUCCCUGGUAGUGGCUUUCAUUGGCAUGAUUUUAAUACGUUUUCUUCCUCGCCUGUGAAUAGUGUGUGCAUAAUAUCACUGGCAAUGGUAGGGGGAGUGUCAAUUAACACUAUAUUUUGCCUUCUUAAAAUAAUCCACUAAAGUCUCCCUAAGAAGAAAGUUCAGAAAAAGUAGUACUGUUGGUAUAUUAGCACUUGAAAGAGUGGUAUAUUUAUGUGACUCUUAGGAAAGUGAUCAUUUCACAAUGGAGGUGCAUGCUAUGUAUUUUUAUUGUGUGGAUUUGUCCAUGGUGUUUUGGGUUUGGGCUUUUUUUUCUUUUUUUAGUAAGUUAUGCUGCCUUGGAAGUUUUUUGCUUGUUCCUGGUUUUACUGAGAAGACAGAACUUGAUCAGUAUUGGAGGUUGGUAGAUUUGACGCAGCAUUUACUAAGUCAAGUGACUAAUACAUUAAAAAUGGUACAGAUCUGAGUUAAGGGAAAACUGAAGCAGAGAAUUUUAAUGAAAGGCUGUGUUUGCAUCCAAAAUCUUAAACUAAAGUUGGGUAGAUAAAUGAGUACCUCCUUUUUCCUGGCAAGGCAGAGUUACUGCCAUUGUGUAUCCAUAGCUGCAUCUAGCUCACAUUUGAAUUUAUUCUAGAGAGUUUGCUCUGGAUUGGGCUUUACUCUCAAAAUUAGAAGUAAGAGAUCUAGUCUCAGCUAUGUGACUCAGGCUAUGUGAAUCUUAAGACAUCGUAUCCUUUAUUACACUCGUAACCUGGCCCAACUUGCAGUUAUGGUAUGGAUUUCUAGCACUGAGGGUGUAUCAUACAUGUAUUUGUCAAGCCUCAACAUCUGGCAAUUGGGAACUGCUCAUAUCCUUUUCUUUGAAGUUAGAGAUUACUAUCAAAGGGUCUUACACUUAUGGACGACCUACAUUGUCUUUACACAUAGAGCUAAGUGAAAUGCCACAAAAAUGUAGAAAUAGAUGGGUUACACUUCUUAGGCAAAAUCUUAACUUGAAGCCUCCUGAAAUGGCUUUGAAUACAAGUAUGAGUCAUCAGUGAGCGUCAGGGCAGUAUUCAGUCUGGACCUUUUGGAAAACGCUCAUGGAAUAUCCAAAACUUAUGUUAAGGACAGGACAAUUAUCCUGAAAGAGUCUUGGACGUAACCUAGUACAGUUGCUAGUCUUAGAGGUAGGUGUUAAAGGAAUCUCGGCAGUGAAGGCAGAAAUACAAGGAGAUAAUUGAUAACUGACAAAUGACUUUGGGGCUGUAAGGUUCAGGCUGAAGGUGCAUGGGGUUUGCUGCUCUCCCCAAUGUGAAAAGGCAACCAAAGAAACUCCUGUUCUCUGUGCAGACUUGCUCAAAGAAGCCUGCUGCUUAUGCAAAGGUGGGGAUUGCCUGAAUUUCCUGAACAGCCUAGUUCAGAAAGAAAUGCAAGUAACGAAAAAUGAAAAUUGGUAAUGGUUUGUCAAGUCACAGGGAAGCUGAAGGAGGCAACUUGUAUAGUAUGCAUCUAUGAUUCUGUCCUCUGUGUCUUGCUGCAGUUUACUCAGAAGAAAAUGGAGGAGAGUUAUGGAAACCUACUCAUAUUUUAAAGGAAGAGUUUUAAAUGUAAGCUGAAAACAGGUGUCUUGGAAAACCAGCAGAGGGCAUAGGAAAGCUUUUCCCAGAAUUGUGUUUACUAUGAAAAUAAAUAAAGUCUAGUAAGAACACAUUCAUGCGGCAUACCCGUAGGGUGAAAAGGCCAAGCUCGCCACUAACGUGAGUUAAGAUUAGUACUAGACUGGUGAGAUGAAUUGCUGUUAGUGUCUCUGUGUAGGUCCAGGCAGAGCAUUGCUAGCAAAGGGUAGCUAGAACAAGGAUGUUCCACUGUGUUCAGUAACAGUGCUACACUCUGCACAGCUUGCAGGUAACUCUAGCUAUGUCAAAGCAUCUGAGAGUAUUUUUAUUAAACAUACUUCACAGUGUUACAAUUCAGUCUUUUACCUCCCUAGCCUAAAUCCUGAAGAUGUACGAAGGAUAGCGGAGGGCAGUUUUUUGUUUCCAAUUCCAAAUGAUGAUGGUUCCCAUCAAGGAGCUAUGUGUCCAGCUAUGACCUAGCCUGCUCCCCUGCUCUGACCUUUCUGUCUCUUACAACCAGAAAGAGAAAAAAGUUUAGAGGUAACCAAGUGGGUUUGAGACAGUCCCUGGAUAUAGUGGGUACUCCGGGGCAAGAAUUUCCUGGUAUGAUUGUAAUUCGGUGGACGUUCUACUCCCAGAAGAGGAGAUGAUUCCUUCUCAAGCUGGUGCAUCCAUAGUAGGAAAGGCUGGGAAGAAGCAUAGAAAAAGUAUACCCCUUUUGGACAAGGCUGGGGUUCUGCUCCCCUGUCAAUCCAGUAAUAGCUGAAUGUUGAAGUGGUCCCGAUGCUGCGUCAGGCAUUGCAGAUGAAUCAGCAGAAUGAAAGAGUUGGCGAAGCUGGCAGAGUACAUCUGCCAUCUCCUUUUGGAAAUAGUUCCUCUGUUUUGUACACUUAAGUUAUCUAAAAGCAACCCAAGUGGUACUAGAAGGAAAAACAUGUACCCAUUGUGUGGAAGGGAGGGGCUAGGAAAGAGAGAAGCAUAUGGGAUGUAGAGUGACAGAGACACAGGAGAGUCAGAUAUGUAAAACAUCUUAACAGCUUAUUACAGCGCAGUUGCAUGUCAACAAGUAAAGAUCUAUUUAAAGUGAGCACUCCCUUUAAUAGUGCAUUAUCGAUCCCUAAUUGGUUUCUACAGCGUAGAGGGGCUGAGAUGUAAGGGAAUUGGACCAUUGCCCAGCUAACAUUUGAUGCUUGAGGAGCAUCUGAGUGAGAUUCUGUGCUACAACUUUUAAGAGUUAUUUUUCAUCUAUCAAAACUGGGGCAUCCUGUGCUAAUGGGCUUCAUCUGCUCAGGAGUUUGGUCAUCUUCCUCCACACUAUCUGCAUAAAGCUACUGGUGGAAAACUGCACUUCAGAGACACAAGUGGGUUUAUACUAUUAUGUUCUGUAACAGACAAGAGAUUGAAGAGAAAAUUUAGGGCACAUCUGACUGAAAACUAAAAAUAUAUCUUAAAAGCUUUGAAUCUUAGUGGUCAGUUGCUUUAGUCCAGCUGCCUACAAUACUGCAGCUGGAGAAUGGCAGUCACCAGACUGUCAUUAAGUCCUGAAUCCUCAGCAGUCGGCAGCGCCUGGAUAGUUGAGAAGACCAACUGAUGGCCCUUCGUGUGUCAGAGCAAGCCAAACCAUCUCUUCUCAGGAACCUGACACAGAGGAAAUUUCUGUUGCCUCUCCCACUACAUCCCAAACUAGCCUGCCUGAGUGAGGUGCAGCAGCCGGGCACUUCAGGAGCAAUACGAGCAGUAACAGGAGACCUGUAACCAGCUUUGUGUUAAGGAUUUCUGCACAAGUCUCGGGAACCAGAUUAAAAGCAGAGUAAUAAAUACUAGCUGAGCCAGGAAGGGAGUCUGAAUCACUAUCCUCUAAAAGUAAUCGGCGC